CUGUCAGUUCUGCUGUCCUGUCAUGUCAUGUCGUCUGAUGUCAUCAGCUUAGUACAUUUUCUUGAUUAUUUAUUCAAAAUAUAAUAUGUUUAACGUUAAUUUUAGCAUUUAGGCCACAACUUUAUGUACACAAUAAGCAAAAUGUAUAAAUAACAUAAAAUAUUAGGAGUUCUACUCGAUUUUCUAAAAUAUUCAUGUGACAUAUUACCUUCAAGGUUGGACGUUUGGUAUCAAACUAUCAUGUUGCCUUCGGUGGCCGCUAAGUGUUUCUAUAGAAAUCUAAGUAGACAUUCUAUUGAAAUAAAAUACUUAUAUUCAUUAUGCUCUGGGGCUCCCAGAGUGUGGCGACAAGGCAUUUUCCACGAUGGCAAGGACCGCUGGAGAUGUGUGCAUACUUCAUCAUACCUGUUGGAUAAACCAAAAUCCAAAAAUGCGCUUCAGUCUGAAAAGUCACCAGCAGCUACCGAAAAGGCCAAUCAAGUAAUAAAACAAAGUGUCACUGGAGACAUCAUAGUCAAGACAGAAACUGAUGCAAACAAAAUUGUGACUAAAGUUACUAUUGAGAAGAGUAAGCCCCCAGAUAAGCCAGCAGAUGUAGCACAACCGAAACCAGUAAAAAAACGGCUACUUAUUGACUUCUCUGCGUCAUACACGGAGAGAAACUUCAUAACACCUAUGAGAGCUAUGACAGAAUAUUUGCUAAAGCAGAGUGAUUUGGAGUCAUUGCCAAAAGUUCUCAGGAGGUCACCAUAUGAAUCAGAACCACCAAUAACAGUCUAUUAUCGCAAGGAUGUUGAAGCUAAGGCUUUUGAGGUAUGGGGUUCGAAAGAAGCUCUUGAAAAAGAGUUAUUGAGAAGAGAACUAGACAGAAGAAGAUAUGAACAAGAUGUGUUCACGGUGAAAAGGCGGCUAAGAAAUUAUAGGAGAGAAAUGAGCCACAAACGUUUGAAACAUGGAAUAGAAGAGUUAGGAUUAAAGACUAGAUCUGGGAGGGUUGUACUUACAGCCGUGGGAAUAAACUGCUGUAACUUUCUGUUUAAGCUCUGUGCAUGGUUCUAUACUGGGUCUCACAGCUUAUUCUCUGAAUGUAUCCAUUCUCUUGCGGAUACUGUGAAUCAGCUGAUUCUGGCAUAUGGUAUACACAAAUCAGUUCAGAUGGCAGACCCUGCUCAUCCAUAUGGCUACACAAACAUGAGAUAUGUCUCAUCCCUGAUAUCCGGUGUUGGGAUAUUUUGUGUAGGAUGUGGCUUAUCUUUCUAUCAUGGAGUUUCUGGCAUAAUUGACCCCCAACCCCUCCAUGAUUUUUACUGGGCUUAUUUCGUUCUUGGAGGCGCGGUUGUAUCAGAAGGGGCUACCUUAAUGGUAGCAUUAAAUGCCAUUCGAAAGGGCGCUAGGGAAGCGAACACGUCAUUAUAUGAAUACAUAAUGCGUAGCUCGGAUCCAUCGGUAAACGUGGUACUGUUGGAAGACACUGCCGCCGUUGCUGGCGUGGUUCUCGCCGCUGGGUGCAUGGCAUUGUCCCAGUACACCGGUAACCCCCUCUAUGACGCUGUUGGUUGUAUUUUAGUAGGAACCUUACUGGGCGGAGUUGCAUCUUUUAUUAUUCUAACAAAUGUAGGGGCUCUGGUGGGCAGAUCAAUACCCCAAGAGCAGUUGGACCAGAUAAACAGUGUUUUGGAAAGAGAUUUUAUGAUAAGAGCUAUUCAUGACGUCAAGGGCAUAGAUAUAGGCAGUAAUCUAAUAAGAUAUAAGGCUGAAGUUGAUUUCGAUGGCAGAGCUCUUACGAGGUCCUACUUGGAGAAACACGACUUGAAUACGUUAAUAGAGGACAUGAAAAAAGUAGUAACCAUUGAUGAUGUUGAAGCUUUCUUACUGAAACAUGGUGAAAAUAUUGUGGACAUGCUAGGCGGAGAGAUCGACAGAAUAGAAUUAAAACUACGGAAAAAGUUCCCACAAAUUCGGCACUGUGAUUUAGAAAUACUUUGAAAUGUUACUUUGAUGAACUGCUUGCAUAUAGUAUGAUAGCUGCAAACUAGUCAAAUGGUUAUAGUCUCCGCUAAAGAUGGCGACAAUUUGAGAAGGACUCCAAUCAGCAGUGCAAAUACUACUCAAGACACAUUAUACAAACACAAUGUCUCGUUGCUCCGAUUGUGACACUAUCAAAAAUUGUUUUGAAAAAAUCAAUAAAUGCCCAGUAAACUUAUCGUAGUUGUCUUAUAAUCGUAGGAAUAUAAAAAGCCAGCUUUGCUUCUUUGUAAAUAUAAUUCCUAUUUUCACCUAUGGAGCAUUGGUGCUAAAUAGUACCCGAUCAAUAAUUGUCCAGUUUGAUAUUAUUGUUGAAUUCCCUAACAGUAGGUAGUUAAACCUACCUACUGUUUUAAGGGUUUCAUUUUUUAUAAUUGCACAUUAUUCUUGGCAGCAUUGGUUGGCACGCUGGCGCCCACUAGUGGUGUACGUUGACAUGGCACAGUUAAGUGUUUUUGAAACUAACAUCUUCUUGGCACAUAAAUUUCUCAGAAAGAAUAAUCUAAAAAGUAGAUUUGAGAAUUCCGCUAAAAGCUCACAAUGGAAUCGCGUACUUCGCCACUAAUAUAUGUAUAGGUUUGAUAAAGAUUAAGAUAAGUUUGGUUUUGGGUACUCAAUGAAUUGAUUGACAAUGUAUCUAGUAGGUAAGUACAGCUCGUUUAUUUUCCACUUCUUAUGACGGUUACCACUCCUGGCACGUCCUUUAUUUACACGACCAGAAAGGUGUUUUAAGUCAAGUUCUAUCUAUAAAUUAUUCAGAGGAUUGAAUGACAUUAUAAAGAUGUCUUUACCGAAUUCGGUUUCUUUAUAGAAUUAAAAGUUUCCAUAAUUGUUAUGUUUUAAAGAUAAAUUCUAACACUUAUUUUCUUUUGGCCAUUAGGCCCUAUCUAAGGGGCUGCGGUUUGAUUAGCGCUAUAGAAUCUUAGGCGCGGUAACAUAUUACCUAUAUAGAAGUAUUAGGGCUGUUUACACUAUAUAGAAGUAUUGGCCGCUCGGUUUGGUUUGCUGCGCGUUCUGCGAUUGUCGAUAAAUUAUUAGGUACUGGAUAAAUUGCAGCGUGGUAUUUGCGUGCUUAAAAAAUAGUACUGCUUUAGAGCAUGAAAAGGAAGCUUCAUUAUAGUAUGUGAUGGUCAAGGAUGUUAAUUAGAUGUUCAUUAUAAUUUUAUCUAGAUUGGAAGACAUUCCAAAUCAAUUGCUCCUAGUGCACUUGUAGGCAGUACUCUUCACUUUUAUUGUAACAUUGUGCCUUGAUUUUCAUUAGUCUCAAAUUAGUUUCCUGAUUAAUUGUUGUAUUUCUCUGUGAUCUAGGAAUGUAUUUUAUGUAUGUAAUCUAUAGUUAUAUAAGUACUGCAUAGGCGUAAACGUAAUUUGUAAGCCCCGUCUGUUCUGUAUUUGUGUAAAUAAACUGUUACAAUAUAUAAA
Molecule: messenger RNA, 3447 nt
Organism: Helicoverpa zea (corn earworm)
Lineage: Eukaryota; Metazoa; Arthropoda; Insecta; Lepidoptera; Noctuidae
Gene: ZnT49B
Product: zinc transporter 9
Exons: 13
Coding region: 241-1986 (581 amino acids)
Biological process (GO): transmembrane transport; zinc ion transport
Cellular component (GO): membrane
Molecular function (GO): monoatomic cation transmembrane transporter activity
Source: RefSeq, a predicted model, not a curated record